Molecule: messenger RNA, 3194 nt
Organism: Doryrhamphus excisus (bluestripe pipefish)
Lineage: Eukaryota; Metazoa; Chordata; Actinopteri; Syngnathiformes; Syngnathidae
Source: RefSeq, a predicted model, not a curated record
AUGUCCCAAACUUCCACAAAACUUGAUAGUGCCGAGGUCUCCGAGGGGAUGGGAACGCCGAGGAGGGAGAUGUGAAGGCGAGGAGGUGAGUCAGGGCUGUCGGGUGUCGCGGGGGCUUUUCACGUUGCCCUGAGGAAGCCAGUGGCAAACCUUCCAAGGCCUUCAGCCCUCCGCUGACCGCGCACAAGCGCAAUGCUGUGCGUGUAACAGGAGUGCUGCGUUCCAGCCCUCCUCGCCGUCACUCACCCGCGCUUCCUCCCCAGACUCCCAACAUGGCCUCCAACCUGGACUCCAGUCUCACCAGCAUCGACUGGCUGCCCCAACUGGGAGUCAGCAGCCUGCGCUCGGGUCGAGAGCGAGGAGGAGACAAGAGGAGGGACAGAGGCGCGGAUGUCUCGGCUUCGCUCCCAGACCCCCCCUCCCUCGCCAACACUAAAGGCAAACCCCCCCACAGCUACGCCACCCUUAUCGCCAUGGCGAUCAGCGCCGCGCCGGAAAGGAAGCUGAGCCUGAACGACAUCUAUACCUGGAUCAGCGACACGUUCCCCUACUACAACCGCACGGGACGAGGAUGGAAGAACUCCAUUCGGCAUAAUCUGUCCCUGAAUAAAUGCUUCAGGAAAGUUCCUCGUCCGCACAGCCACCCCGGGAAGGGCUCCUAUUGGACGAUGGAUGGACCGGGUGGGGUCAACCAAGCCAGGGCGCCCAAGCGUCCUCAUCCCGGGGAGGAAAAGGAGAGAGAGAGGGUUGCACAAGUCCCAACAGGAAGAGCCUCUCCUUGCCCCCCCUCCCACAAAGAAGGCAGUGUACCAAAUGAAGAGUCUCCCCCAUGCAAGCGACCCUACACGCCGUCUCCUGCCCCUCGUCCACCCGCCGCCCCCAUCGACGCCCCCGCCGCUCUCCCUGCUCCCCCCCUGACUCCCGCCAGUGUUUGUCUGACAUUCCCUGCCCGCUUAGGACCAGCAUGUCCUCCUGCUCCCUCUUGCGCUUCCAACUCCGACCCCCCGGCUCUCGCCUUGUCGUCUGCGGCGGCCCCGGCCCCCAUCGCCCCUCCACCCGACGCCUCGGCCGACCCCCCGCUCAGAUUCACCUUCGAUGAGAUGCCCGACCUUUACGCGUCCUUUAAGUCUCUCUUCAUGAGCAUGAGGGGGCGCGCGGGCCCACAAGGUCCAGUGGAUGUCGCUUCCCAGACGCUGUCCACCAAUGACAACACUCCACUUCACACCCCGGUCCUCCAGCCCAUGUCUCCUCACCAUUCCACGGGACCAUCAGCUGCGCCCCCUGGCGACACACCGCGCCUUACACAGUACAACCUGCUUGAGAGCAUGCGCCAAGCGGAGCUGUGCGACUGGGCGCUGGACCCCGCCCUCUUCACAUCCCUCUGCGACUCCCUCAACCGCUUCUUCGCUCAGAAAGGCAUGAUCACACCGGGAAGUCACUCCCCGCUGGCCCUCGCCGCACAUCACAUCGCCAAUCCUCCAUCGUCUCUCGCCCAGCCCGCGUCCCUCCACUACGCCCCCGCCGGCUGGGCGCCUUUACCCCGCAGGCCCCUGCACGCGCAUGGGCACAAUGCUCAUCGGCCCCUGCAGACGCAGCCUGCAAACUCAGCUGGUGGGUCACAGCCUCCCGCAGCCACAGCACGACAGCGUCCUCCUUUCAAGAGCCUCCACAGCAACAGUGAGGAGAUCCAGGACGACUUUGACUGGGAUUCUCUGCUGGCCUGAUCGGGGAUGCCAUUCUAUCACCAUCAGGGGGUGUCCAAAGUGCUGCCCGGGGGGCCAUCGGUGGCCGGCACCGUACUCUAAACACAAUACAACAAGAACAAAACAGCAAAAAUGAGAAGACCUGCAUUAAUUGUACAGAAAAUUCAAAAUAUUGAGGAAAAACAGGUUGUAAUUUCACAACAAUGUCAUAUACGUAUAUGACAUCAUUUUAGUACCAAAAAUGUGAAAUAUUGAAGAAAAAAAGAGCAUAUAACAAAAAGUAAAAGAAAGAACAAAGUUGUAAGCUGUUUUCACAAGUUGUUAAAAUAUUCAGAGAAUAAAACUCAAAAUUGAAAAAAAUUAAGUAGAAAUACUUGCAAAAUAAAAAAAGCAAUUUAUCAAAAUAUGAACUAUUUUUUAAAAGGUCAUUUUACAAGCUUGUAAUAUUACAUGGAAAAAGUCAUUUCAGCAGCAUCCUGUUGAACUAUUCAAGAUAAAAGCUAUUUGUCAUAUGAAAAACAAACACAAAGUUGUCAUUUUUUGGAAAAUUAGGCCGGAGGUAAGGUGUAAUAUUAUAUGAAUGAAGUGGUGAUACGGGAAGGACGUUUAAGAAAGGUGUAAAAACCAGCCAACAUUGGUCCUUUCACCUCCACGACACAGCGUCUGGACGGACCCCCGCCCCCGCCCCCGCUCCACAUCAGAGUCGUCUGUGUUUGCUGGUAUGACAUUGGAAGAGCAACGAGGUCAAGGAAAAUAAAAUAUACAUUUAUUCUGGUCACAUUAUUGUACUGUGCAGCAGUAGAAAUUGCAAUGGGAUCAAGACAAUAAAAGUACAGCACAAGCAUGAAAGCGGCUGUGAUCCCAAUCCUGUCUGCCCAGUUUUUCUUGAAAUGAUUUUUUUUUUUUUCUCCAUUUUCCAAAUGUGAAUGUUCACAGGCAACACCACACGAAACCUGACCCGGUAUAGAUAUAGAUCAUUUGUCUCGAUAGAAAAGAAACGUGUCAAUGAAAGAGACGAGCGUGGGCUCCCCUGCAACGCAGAUGAAAGGCGAGGACAGUGCGGCUCUGCAGGACGUGAAAUGACGUGGACGCCGACCCUUGGCAUGACAAUCAUAGCCCCCCCUUUCACACAUCGCCGACUAUGAAUAACAACACAGGACCAAAACAUCAACCGAUGAAACACAAGAAGAAAAGACGACGUGUGGAGACACAAGAAGGCCUUUUUGAAAUAUUUCUCCCAACGUGUUGUCUCCCAGGUUCCCUAAUGACUGAUUGAUAGAUGGCAUGGUCACGUUUCAGUCUCCAGCAGGAAUAAAUGAUCUUUAAAUUAAGUGAAAUAGAUUCAUUUGCAGUCCAUCGCCGGGUGUUUAAAUAAAAAUUUUAAAAAAAAAAUCAUAAUUCUUCAUGCACUCUUCAGUGUUUGUCUUCAUUGGAGGAGGAGGAGGUGUGGCCUCCUGCCAGGAUCAAAGGGAGACAUGAAGAAAAUAAAUA